Molecule: messenger RNA, 1152 nt
Organism: Gadus morhua (Atlantic cod)
Lineage: Eukaryota; Metazoa; Chordata; Actinopteri; Gadiformes; Gadidae
Product: hepatitis A virus cellular receptor 1 homolog
Exons: 6
Coding region: 145-879 (244 amino acids)
Biological process (GO): cytoskeletal rearrangement involved in phagocytosis, engulfment; apoptotic cell clearance
Molecular function (GO): phosphatidylserine binding
Source: RefSeq, a predicted model, not a curated record
CUCUCUCUCUCUCUCUCUCUCUUUCCCUGUCUACCUCUUUUUCUCUGUUCAAGUAGACACACAAACACACAAACUGUCCUUCAUCAUCUUCAUACCUGCAAUACUGCUUACUAUUGGCUACAGUCAGUACUAGAGCCCAACAUAAUGACGGCCGUGUCUGGAUCAGGACUCCUGCUCUUGCUGUGUCUGUUAUCAGCUGCUGAAUGUGACCUGGAUGUGCUCGGCACUGUGGGUGAUGAUGUGACUCUGCCGCUUAAAUAUGAUGCCAGAGCAAAUGGUCUAAGUUGUAUAUGCUGGGGACGAGGUGUAGUACCAUCCUCAGGCUGUGGCAAUCAGCUGCUCGCCACUGACGGUCUAAGAGUGAAAAAAGACUCACUGGUGUCCAGCAGGUACCAGCUCCUGGGUGACCUGAGAAAGGGGGAUGUUUCACUGACGAUAUUAAACGUCAGUGAGAUGGACUCCGGACGAUACGGAUGCAGAGUGGGAAGAGAGGGAUGGUUCAACGACGAUAAAUAUCACUUUUCACUGAGAGUUCAGAAAGAUACUAAGCCCACCCCAAAGUGGAAAUUGGAUGAUGUUACCUCCACAGAACAGACCAUAUUGAAGUACACACAAGUUACUGAAGCACGGAAGGAAACAGGAAGUGAUGAGGCAAUGGACUACACUGAGGGCCCUGUGGUGACAAGUGUGAAGACGUAUCAGCAGUCAGACCUCCAGCAGAGCAGCCUAUGGGGCUUCACAGGAAACACACUCAGACUGUCCUUCAUCAUCUUCAUACCUGCACUACUGCUUACUGUUGGCUACAGAUUGAUGAGGUCACAGCAGAGAGCGUGGAAUGGACGACGGAUUAAAUAUGACCAAGAAGACAACUCAUUGUAGUGUGUGUGUGUGUGUGUGUGUGUGUGUGUGUGUGUGUGUGUGUGUGUGUGUGUGUGUGUGUGUGUGUGUGUGUGUGCAUGCUUGAACAGAGUGUUUGUCUGUUAAUGAGGGUGUGUUAAAGUUAGUGUGAGUGUUUUUCUGCAUGCUUGAUCAAUAAUUACAGUUUCCGCAGUAAAACAAGUUUGUUACAUACAUUUUUCGUGGUAUCUUUGUCUUUCACCUUUUAGUUUAAACUAUUCUAAACACAAUAAAAAACUAAAAGAAUUGUCACGA